UUUUCAGGGGUAUGUUUGGCCAAAUGGGAGAGUGAUUAUAAUACACAAGCUACAAACUACAACCCUGGAGACAAAAGCACUGACUAUGGGAUAUUCCAGAUUAAUAGCCGCUACUGGUGCAAUGAUGGCAAAACUCCAGGAGCUGUUAAUGCUUGUGGCGUGUCCUGCAAAGCUUUGUUGCAAGAUGACAUCAGUCAAGCUGUAGCAUGUGCAAAGAGGGUUGUGAAGGAUCCCCAAGGCAUUAGAGCAUGGGUGGGAUGGAGAAAUCACUGUGAAAACAAAGAUGUCAGCUCAUAUAUAAAAGGCUGCAAAGUGUAACUGCAAAAUUUUCUUGUUCAGCUCAUUUUGUUUCUUUUGCAUAUAAAGGGAGUAGCAGCUAAGGGAAAGUUCACAGAGCCAUUGUUUCCUCUCCAAACAAAUAGCAACUUACAAAAACAGAAAAAUGGGGCCGGGGUUUUAGCUCAGCAGUGCCGCCCCCUGCCUCGAAAGCUCAAGGUCCUAAAUUCGAUCCCCGGUACCCCCCCCCAAAAAGAAACAGAAAAAACUCUUUCUCCUAAGAGCCUUACUAUUCACUCAUAUGCUUAUUGUUUGAUAUACAUCCUCUUUUUUCAUUUCAUGAAGAGGGAAAAAGCUGGUAAAUUGUUUCUAAUACUCUAACUCUCAAUAAAUCCAGGGUACAUUUAAUUCUUAGCAAGGAAAUAACCAAGACUUGAGCAGAAACCAUAUCAAUACUCACCAAUAUUAGAUGAAAAUAUAACAAAACUUCAUGUAAGAACAAAUUCAUCUUAUGGAAAUUCCCACCUGUAUUGGCAUCUGAUACCUUCAUCUGCUCAACACUUCCCAAAACAGUAAAAAAUAAACAUGUGAUUGGCCAAGAUAAAAUAUUUUAAAGAGCACAGUUGCAAAUAGCUAAAAAUUGAGACUGUCUGGAGUAAGAAUUUGGCUCUCAUAAAGUAUGUAACAUUUGAUGUCAGUAUUGUCUUAGGUAUGCUGCAGUUGUUGAGUUUUAAGACUAGAUUCACAAUUUGUAUAUCAAAGUGUUUCAACUCUUGAAUGAAUACGUGCAUCUUGCUGAUCCUGAAGGCACUGAUGGGAAACGAAAUGAGCUGUUCCUGUUCCUCAACUUGGAUUCAUGUAUUUCAACUAAAUCUGAGACAGAUGAGCUUCUAUUAUUAAUUAACCAGAGAAUGAAAUUACACAGAUUGUAUAAAAUGCAAACAUUAUCAUUAAAGGCUUUGCAAGGCA
Molecule: messenger RNA, 1245 nt
Organism: Heterocephalus glaber (naked mole-rat)
Lineage: Eukaryota; Metazoa; Chordata; Mammalia; Rodentia; Bathyergidae
Source: RefSeq, a predicted model, not a curated record